Messenger RNA from Punctularia strigosozonata HHB-11173 SS5, 1316 nucleotides. RefSeq lists its product as uncharacterized. The coding region runs from base 98 to 1069 and encodes 323 amino acids. The transcript is spliced from 3 exons. The record is from RefSeq and is a predicted model, not a curated record. NCBI's taxonomy places the organism in Eukaryota, Fungi, Basidiomycota, Agaricomycetes, Corticiales, Punctulariaceae.
GCUCAGGCGCACAUUGCCUCGCCCCGUACACGUUACGGGCAGAAAAACGAACUAUCAAAAGGCCAGAGCGUAACUCGAACGAGAACGACCAACCAUCAUGCCCUCGCUCGUCCUCCGCUCGUCCUCCGCCCCCACCUCGACCGCCUCUGCCACCAAGGUCUCCAACCCAACCAUCAUCGCCGGAAUCUGCGUCGCUUCCGUCGUCGCGUUCUCGCUCGCACUCUGGCUCGGCAUCCGCACGUUCCGUAAGCGCGCACAAAACAAGCGUGAAGAUGCGCGCGGCGCCGCCUUCCUCAACGUCCGCGGGCUCGUCAAAGAGGGCUCAGACAGCGAGAAACAGGACAUUCCUUCAGGUGACGUCCAAGCGAUUCAAGGAAGCCAGUUCUCCCGCGCAAACCUCACCUCGGACGUACCCAUGCCAGCCAAGGCGCCCCUCCGGCCGGACGCGAACCGCGAAGAGAUCAUCGAGUACUAUGCCACAGCCGGCGCGCUCCCCAAGCCCUUCUCGCCCUUCUCCUUUGCCCUGGCCGCCUCAUCCUCCUCAAGCUCCUCUCCUCAACCCAGUUCGCGUGACUCCCUCGCCUUCUCGAUCCCGUCCAUCACCGUCGAAGGGGCCGGCAAGGAGGCCGACCACCGCAGCUCGUGGCGCUCGUCGAUCUUCAACAUCGGCCGCGGGAACCGGUCUUCGCACCUGAGCAUCGGCUCGGGCAGCAACCACAGGAUGUCGGUCGCCAGCACGGCGUCGGCAAGCUCGAGCGCCCAGGCCGGCAAGCGCCGCGUGCGUCAAGUGUUCAGCCCCGUCUUGCCCGACGAGCUUGUGCUCUCCCUCGGCGAGUCGGUCGCCAUCCUCCAAUCCCACGACGAUGGUUGGUGCGUCAUCGGCCGCGAUUCUCCUUUCACCAAGGGCGAGACCGAAAUAGGUGCCUGCCCCGCGUGGUGCUUCGUCAAGCCCGUCAAGGGUCUCCGUGCCGAGCGCCCCGUGCGCUCGACCUCGCUCGGCGUCACCGUCAACCUCGAGACGUCCGGCUACUCCUCCAGGCAGGACAUCGUCUCCUGGUCCAACUUCUGAUCCUCCUCCCUUCCUCCUCCGUCUCUCCUCGCGCUCCCAGAGCGCAUCCGCCCACCUGGCCUUCACAUACCCUCGACCUCCUAUCGCUGUCAUCACGGGACCGGGUUCCCCCUUCCACUUCGUACCGGUAGUCCGGUUCGGAAUUACCAACGCAUCCUCCAUUUCCGCGUGUUUACUAGACGCAGACGCGCGCCGGCUGUAACAAGUACGUCCAGAGUCAUCAGCAUCAAUUCUCUCCCCGGAUCGC